This is a messenger RNA of Acanthosepion pharaonis, 657 nucleotides long. The record is from the annotation of a GenBank genome assembly. NCBI's taxonomy places the organism in Eukaryota, Metazoa, Mollusca, Cephalopoda, Sepiida, Sepiidae.
AUGCAACCUCUCUCUCUCUCUCUCUUUCUCUCUCUAUCCCUCUCUCUCUCUCUAUCUCUCUCUAUCCCUCUCUCUCUCUCAUUCAUCUAUCGCAAUUUCUGUGAAAAAAUGACCGUACGUCUCUCCACUUGGCGACUGACAAUGGAUGCCUUGAAGCUGUUGGACAAAUUAAUUGCUAUGAAAUGCAACCUUCACAUGAAAGACAAAGAUGGAGCCACAGCACUCCACCUAGCGGCAAAGAAGGGAAAUAUUGAAGUCCUGAAAAUGCUGCUGGCUUCCGGAUGUGUGGCAGACGAUCGAGAUGUAGAUGGAAGAACUGCCUUGCAUAUCGCAAGUGAAAACGGUUUUACAGAGGUCUGUGAUCUGCUUUUGGAAUAUGGAGCUAGUUCCAAUGCAGAAACUUUGAAGGAAAUGACACCGCUCCAUUUGUCAGCAAAUCAUGGACACGCAGAUGUUGUCAGAAAACUUCUUAAUUAUGGCUGUAGUGUCAACGCUCAAAACUUCUUUCAUUUAUGUUUAUGUUUUUCAAUAUUUUCUGGUCUGAAUAUUUCUCUCUUACGUACUAAUGUUCUUCUCUUUUUCUCUCUCUCUCUCUCUCUCCCCCUCUCUAUCUCUCUCUCUCGCUCACACAUAUUUAUUCUUUCUUUCUCUUUUUGA